GGGAUUCUUGAGCUGUGCCCAGCUGACGAGCUUUUGAAGAUGGCACAAUAACUGUCCAGUGAUGCCUGACCAUGACAGCACAGCCCUCUUAAGCCGGCAAACCAAGAGGAGAAGGGUUGACAUUGGAGUGAAAAGGACAGUAGGGACAGCAUCUGCAUUUUUUGCUAAGGCAAGGGCAACAUUUUUCAGUGCCAUGAAUCCCCAAGGCUCAGAGCAGGAUGUUGAAUAUUCUGUGGUGCAACACGCAGAUGGGGAAAAGUCGAACGUACUCCGCAAGCUGCUGAAGAGGGCGAACUCGUAUGAAGAUGCCAUGAUGCCUUUUCCAGGAGCAACUAUAAUUUCCCAGCUGUUGAAAAAUAACAUGAACAAAAACGGUGGCACCGAGCCCAGUUUCCAAGCCAGCGGCCUCUCCAGCACAGGCUCCGAAGUACAUCAGGAGGAUAUAUGCAGCAACUCUUCAAGAGACAGCCCCCCAGAGUGUCUUUCCCCUUUUGGCAGGCCUACUAUGAGCCAGUUUGAUGUGGAUCGCUUAUGCGAUGAGCACCUGAGAGCAAAGCGCGCCCGGGUUGAGAAUAUCAUCCGGGGUAUGAGCCAUUCCCCCAGUGUGGCAUUAAGGGGCAAUGAAAAUGAAAGAGAGAUGGCCCCGCAGUCUGUUAGUCCCCGAGAAAGUUACAGAGAAAACAAACGCAAGCAGAAGCUGCCCCAGCAGCAGCAACAGAGUUUCCAGCAGCUGGUUUCAGCCCGAAAAGAACAGAAGCGAGAGGAGCGCCGACAGCUGAAACAGCAGCUGGAAGACAUGCAGAAGCAGCUGCGCCAGCUGCAGGAGAAGUUCUACCAGGUCUACGACAGCACCGACUCUGAAAAUGAUGAAGAUGGCGACCUGUCUGAAGACAGCAUGCGAUCGGAGAUCCUGGAUGCACGGGCCCAGGACUCGGUGGGGCGCUCAGACAAUGAGAUGUGUGAGCUGGACCCGGGGCAGUUCAUCGACAGGGCUCGAGCCCUGAUCAGGGAGCAGGAGAUGGCCGAGAACAAGCCGAAGCGAGAAGGCAGCAACAAAGAGAGAGACCACGGGCCAAACUCCUUGCAGCCAGAAGGCAAGCAUCUGGCAGAGACCUUAAAACAGGAGCUGAACACGGCCAUGUCACAGGUCGUGGACACGGUGGUCAAAGUCUUCUCAGCCAAACCCUCUCGCCAGGUUCCUCAGGUCUUCCCACCUCUCCAGAUCCCCCAGGCCAGAUUCGCAGUCAACGGGGAAAACCACAAUUUUCAUACGGCCAACCAGCGCCUGCAAUGCUUUGGUGACGUCAUCAUUCCGAACCCCCUGGACACCUUUGGCAAUGUGCAGAUGCCCAGUUCCACAGACCAGACGGAAGCACUUCCCCUGGUGGUCCGCAAAAACUCAUCCGAGCAAUCCGUCUCUGGCCCAGCCACUGGUGGCCACCACCAGCCCCUGCACCAGUCGCCUCUUUCCGCCACUGCUGGCUUCACCACCCCGAGCUUCCGCCAUCCCUUCCCCCUGCCCUUGAUGGCCUACCCAUUUCAGAGUCCACUAGGUGCUCCCUCCGGCUCCUUCUCGGGAAAAGACAGAGCCUCUCCCGAGUCCUUAGACUUGACGAGGGACACAACGAGUCUGAGGACCAAGAUGUCAUCCCAUCAUCUGAGCCACCACCCCUGUUCACCAGCACACCCACCCAGCACCGCAGAAGGACUCUCUUUGUCACUCAUAAAGUCUGAGUGUGGAGAUCUUCAAGAUAUGUCCGACAUCUCACCUUACUCGGGAAGCGCAAUGCAGGAAGGGUUGUCACCCAAUCACUUGAAAAAGGCAAAGCUCAUGUUCUUUUACACCCGUUACCCCAGCUCCAACAUGCUGAAGACCUACUUCUCUGAUGUAAAGUUCAACAGAUGCAUUACCUCCCAGCUCAUCAAGUGGUUCAGCAAUUUCCGUGAGUUUUACUAUAUUCAGAUGGAGAAGUAUGCGCGUCAAGCCAUCAAUGAUGGGGUCACCAGCACAGAAGAGCUGUCCAUCACCAGAGACUGUGAGCUGUACCGAGCCCUCAACAUGCACUACAACAAAGCAAAUGAUUUUGAGGUUCCAGAGAGAUUCCUAGAAGUUGCACAGAUCACAUUACGGGAGUUUUUCAAUGCCAUCAUCGCAGGCAAAGAUGUUGACCCUUCCUGGAAGAAGGCCAUCUACAAGGUCAUCUGCAAGCUGGAUAGUGAAGUUCCUGAGAUUUUCAAAUCCCCGAACUGCCUACAAGAACUCCUUCAUGAGUAGAGAUUGCAACACUCUUGAAUGUAUGAAUAGAAGUCCCCCUUGGAUGUCCAA
This is a messenger RNA of Peromyscus eremicus (cactus mouse), 2326 nucleotides long. RefSeq names its product prospero homeobox 1 (gene Prox1). Bases 62 to 2275 code for a protein of 737 amino acids. Lineage: Eukaryota; Metazoa; Chordata; Mammalia; Rodentia; Cricetidae. Gene Ontology annotation, cellular component: nucleus. The transcript has 4 exons. Gene Ontology annotation, biological process: regulation of transcription by RNA polymerase II. Gene Ontology annotation, molecular function: DNA-binding transcription factor activity, RNA polymerase II-specific; RNA polymerase II cis-regulatory region sequence-specific DNA binding. The record is from RefSeq and is a predicted model, not a curated record.